AUCCAGUAACAAUGUUAGGAUAAGCAUGAUCAAUAAUCCCAGCCAAGAGAUAAGUUUUGAGAACACUCGGAUCUUCAGAGCAAUCUGGGCAGCUCUCCAAACACAGACUUCCAACUCUGCUAAGAAUUUCAUCACAAAAAUGGCCAAGGAGGAAACUGCAGAGGCCCUGGCCGCAGGAGCCAACAUUGAGGAGUUCUCUGUUGGGGGCAUGGAUUUCAGUCUUUUUAAAGAGGUCUUUGAGUCUUCCAGAAUGGAUUUCAUUUUGUCUCAUGCCAUGUACUGCAGGGAUGUUCUGAAGCUGAAGAAGGGACAGAGGGCAGUGAUCAGCAAUGGAAGGAUCAUUGGGCCACUGGAAGAUAGUGAGCUCUUUAAUCAAGACGAUUUCCACUUCUAGAGAAUAUCAUCUUGAAAACUUCAGGACAGAAAAUAAAAUCUCAUAUUCAGAGCUUCGGGUAGAAGAAGAUGUGGCAAGUGACUUGGUAAUGAAAGUGGAUGCGCUCCUGUCAGCUCAACCCAAAGGAGAUACGAGGAUUGAGUACCAAUUUUUUGAAGACAGACACAGUGCAAUUAAACUGAGGCCCAAAGAAGGGAGACGUACUUUGAUGUCGUGGCUGUCAUUGACCCGGUCACCAGAGAAGCACAGAGGCUUGCCCCAUUGCUCUUGGUUUUGACUCAACUGAUAAACAUGAAUCUAAGAGUAUUUAUGAACUGCCAAUCUAAACUCUCAGACAUGCCUUUAAAAAGGUAAAAAAUACUAUGUAACGAAAUAAUUGAAAAAAAAUUAUACCAAAUCCAAAAACUGGUACUAAAUGCUAAAGAAUCAAGUGGGUUUACAAGUAGAUGCGUCUUUGACAGACCAUUUACUUAAUGUUCAGUUAUAGCCAAUUUUUGCUUCAGUUGAAAGUUUUAAGAACAUAACGUGGGCACAGAAACAUCUAGGUAGGAUCAGACUAGGCUACUUGCACAUGUGCUUUCAUUUCAAAAGAACAGCAGUUUUCUUAAGUUGCAGUGUGUAUGUUAGAGGAAGCUGGCUUUUGUUCAUUUGCAUGCACCUUGAAAAAGUAGACCGGCUUCUCUGUGCACUGUCAUGAGCUUUCAAAUGGUCAUUUAUGACAGAAGCAGCAUAGUAAGAGUACUAGUGAUGCUUCUAGCGUACAUGUUGUGGCUAUGGGAAAUACCUUACAUGUAGGAAUGCUGUGCCUAUAGGUUAGAUUAUAAAUGGAUGCAAGUGCAAGUGACUAAAGGGAUUCUAGCUUCUACUCUUCAACUUCCAUGGAGAAAUGUUUAACUUAUUAUAUGUAGUGUCUUCAGGGCUAGCCCACGAACCCAUUCACCACUUAGGAGUCAGAUUUUAAGAGAAAAAUGAAUUCCAAAGAGAGAAAAGUACCUAGAAAAUGCUGUGACCCUGAUUGCAGUCACCCACUUGAAGGAAGGGCCUGUCCUGCAGUCCCACCUGUCUCACUUCUCUUUAUUAGCAGCACCCCCAAAGGCAUCACUAGGAUGAAAGAUGGUUGUGUAAAUUCUUUUCCUAAUCUGGAAUGGUACCCCUCCAAAGUCUAGUCUGUUGCUUACCUGUGUGGAUGCUUAUAAACUGAAGGAUUGUGAUUGCAUAGAAAAAAAAUCUGACAUUAAUCUUUCCA
This is a messenger RNA of Castor canadensis (American beaver), 1640 nucleotides long. NCBI's taxonomy places the organism in Eukaryota, Metazoa, Chordata, Mammalia, Rodentia, Castoridae. The record is from RefSeq and is a predicted model, not a curated record.